UCAAGCUAAUUUAACUCAUACAAACGCGUUCGGAACCGGUACCUAAUUGACAUAUAUUUCCUUUCGGUGCAUGCCCUUACUGCUAUAAAUAAGCAUUCGAGGGAGGCAGGCAGGUAGAUUUCCGUUCCACUCGCCCGAAACGAAAGCAUCCGCAUCACAAGUGAUCCGGGACAGACUGAGCCCUUGAAAAUAAUAUCUGAGUUCGGUUUGGCGAAGACUUCGACGGAAAUUAGAGAGCCACUCCAAGAUCUUUCGUCGACUGAUCCAAAAACGUAUGCUUAAGCCUUACACUGAUGUUUCAUGAAUACCCGUUGGCUAAACAACUCAAUUAGCUUUCAAUAGACCCCCCUACAGCUCAGGAGAGAUUGUAUAUUACGAAAAGGGAACUGGCUCAUAAAUGCGACUGGCCACACGGUUGCUACUCUAAAAAUUUCAAGGGACCAUUUUCAAGGACUGAAAAAUUCUGAAGCCAACAAUGAAUGCUAGCCAAAUAAACUCAAUACUGGAAGGAAAUUCAAGCCAGAAUGACAUUGCUACACCUCUUUACAAUUUUGUGCCUGAGCCUCAAUCUUCAAGGACGAUUCGAUACAUCAUAUACUGCAUGGUUUUUAUUUUUGCCAUUGUCGGGAAUACUACCGUGUGCAUCAUUCCUUUUCGCCACAGACGCAUGCGCACGUGCACCUACUUUUUGAUCACAAACUUGGCUGUCUCUGACAUUGGAACAAUGCUGUGUUUGCCCUACAUACUUAUCAUGGAAUGGCAAGAGGAGUGGAGUAUGGGAUCAGUUAUGUGUAAACUUGUCAACCCCAGCCUUACCAUGUUCUAUCUAGUCACCACUAACACUUUGGUCGCAAUUGCAGUUCACCGCUUUUUUGUGGUAGUUUUUCCGUUUAAAUCCAAACCUGGAAAGAGUAGAGUAGCUCUGAUCAUCUUACUUAUAUGGCUGGUAGCGUUUCUCUGCGUGUUACCAUCAUUUGGAGCUAGACAACUUGUAGCCGAAGGAGUGAAGGAAAAUGGUAAAACAAGUUAUAGGUGCGACGAAAUAUUCCCUGGGAAGACGAGAGAGGAUCAGGUGUACUUCAGAAAUAUGUACACCAUAUUCCAAUACGUCAUCAAUAUCUUCUUGCCCAUUGUGAUCAUAGCUAUCCUGUACAUUGUAAUUGCUUACAAACUUCGACAAAUGUCAUUAGCACUUGGAUUACGAAAGGACAGAAGGGGUAGCCAAAGCUCUACAUCAUAUCACAGUGUGACCUCAAGAAAGAAGAGCAUAGACGAUAUUUCUUUACGAAAAAGAAACGAUCUUGAGAAAAAGUUCUUGCGGAUGCUCGCCGUUGUUGUUAUUGUUUUCAUUCUUUGUUAGGUGCCCUACACCACUUUCUACCUUGUGGUGUCAAACUAUUCGAUGGCAAUGACCUGGAAGUAUAUAGGAAUCCUCUACCACUACAUCUAUCUGCUUAUGUGGCUUCCAAAUGCUUUAAAUCCGAUAUGUUAUGGUGCUUUGGAUGACCAUUAUGCCUCUAUAAUUAAGUCUCUUUGUUGUGUAAGGAGUCGAGCUCAACGAUUAGCCAGCCGCCUUGCAAGCAAUGGGGUCAACUCCUUAGGGGGACGGUCCAACAGACCAGGAAAUUUGUUCAGUCGUUGCAAUCAAACUUUGCCCCCUAUUAUGGAGAAAUCAAGAACACAAACCUACAGUCGAACUGUUGAAAGACAUAAAAAAGCAGGUAAUGGGAAAAAUUGGAAAACGUGUUGCAGCUAGUGGACAUAGCAGAACAUAUGUAUCAAAAGAAGACGGUAUUCUCAUCUUAAGAAAACGAAUUGUUUUUUAAUUAAGUGGUCACGGCACUGAAAUUGUCAUUACUUUCUGUAGAUCUAGAGAUCAAGUUCAACAUUCAGAGCUGUCACAGGCAUCAUUAGUAGAAAGUAUCCCUUGGCAGUGGUAAAAGUACUGAUAAACUCGUGGCCCUCGCUGAAUAAUCUCUGUCUAAUGAUCAAAUUGAAACAUAGCAGGAUUAGUAACCUCAACUGGUACUAAAGGCAAACCAACAAACUAUUUACAAGCAUGGUUGAGGACUUUAAACCCCGGCUAGGACUGUUACUGAUUAAGUGUCGUAAAACCAAAACCAGUAGAAAGAAACAAAAUAUCGCAACGAGCAAAUAAACUGAAUUCAAACAAAAAGCAUUGCCCAAAGCGCGGGAAAACGCGAUUGAUCGAGAUGGAUUGGUGAUUACUACCGUUAAUAGCUUCAUUAGAGCACCGUUAGGAUAAAAAUGUUUCACCCUGAAACAUGCACGGUAGAUUCUGUUACAUCGGACAAGUUUGAUCAGAGGAAAAAAGGAAACAAUCGUUUCGGAAAUCAUUACAUCACAUGUCAGUUCUGGGCUAGAAAGCUUGAUCUUUUCGUUAUAUGAGACAGAUGGAUAAAACUUAGUUCUACGGCAAAACAUUUUGGAAAAGGAAAGUGUUCGAUAAAGUGCCGCAAGCUCAAAUCUUUUGGGAAAUUUUAAGUAGUUGGUGUUAAGUUUAGAGAACACUGAACGUGGCUUGGAAGAGCUCAUUGCAUGAAAUUGCUUGGGCCUGCGUUUUUGUCCCACUUCACGCGAAUCGGAUAGGCUAGGUUAAAAGGUGCACGAGUCAGAACAAAUCGGUUGUGGAGUUCUUUGAUCAUAAUAGAAGCCGCGAGAUUUAUCUUUGAUUAUUAUUAAUAUGUAACACUGAUGUGCAUGAUAUGUUCGUGGAUGUAAAAAGAUGUUUGUAUGUAUCAACAUACUUGAUAUAACUUUUUGUAAUGGCUACGGAGAAAAAAGGAGAAUAUUAACCAUCUGAACAAGAGUUACAUCAAAUAAACAAAUAGCCCAGUUCCGAAUAACCCUUGGCCUCAUUUUCAAAACGAGUCCUGGUACUCACC
This is a messenger RNA of Stylophora pistillata, 2906 nucleotides long. RefSeq names its product growth hormone secretagogue receptor type 1. Gene Ontology annotation, cellular component: membrane. The record is from RefSeq and is a predicted model, not a curated record. Gene Ontology annotation, molecular function: G protein-coupled receptor activity. Gene Ontology annotation, biological process: G protein-coupled receptor signaling pathway. Lineage: Eukaryota; Metazoa; Cnidaria; Anthozoa; Scleractinia; Pocilloporidae.